This is a messenger RNA of Candidula unifasciata, 1992 nucleotides long. NCBI's taxonomy places the organism in Eukaryota, Metazoa, Mollusca, Gastropoda, Stylommatophora, Geomitridae. The record is from the annotation of a GenBank genome assembly.
AUGACCAACGAGGAGACUAGACCGCUGCUCAUCAAAGUAAAUCCUUCUUGGAAUCGAAGAUCCAACUUGACCUCUGCAUCCACCCCUCCUGUGGAUAACAGCAGCAGACAGACUGUUCCCGAAGCCACCGGCGAGGAUGUGCUGCACAUUUCUAGACUUCUGAAUGGAGACACAGACAGCUCUUGGAAGAUCAACUUGCCGCUGGGUGCCAUUUUGAUUUCUGUUGUGUUUGAAAGAAUGGUCUUCUAUGGUGUUGUGGGAAACCUGGUCGUGUUUUUGAAUUUGAAGCCGUUCAGCUGGAAAAUUUACCACGCUGUUUGUGCAACAUUCUUCUUCUUUGGCAUCACUUACAUCAUGUCCCUGUUUGGAGGCUGGAUUUCAGAUUCAGUUUUGGGCCGUUUCAGAACCAUUCUUUUGGCCUAUGUGAUUUAUCUGUGUGGUUAUAUUCUGCUGCCUUUUCUAGCCGUGUCUACGGACACUCAGCAUACGCAGCUGCCACCUAUCUGUAAUACGUCAUUAGGAAACUCAAAUGUGACUAUGUUCGGGGAGUCGUGCGCCUGGCUGAUUUUCAUAAUUCUGAUACUGGUUGCCAUCGCAGCGGGUAUGCUGAAAGCUAACAUCUGCCCAUUUGGUUCUGAUCAGCUGAUUCGAGCCAGCCAGCAAACCCAGCUCAGCUUCUUUAACUGGUUCUACUGGUGCAUCAACAUUGGCAGUUUCCUGGGACUUGGCAUUAUAGCUUAUGUGGAACAGCGAUACCAGUUUCUCUAUGGGUUUAUCAUCUGCUGUAUCUGUGUGGGCAUCUCUGCCACCAUCUUCCUCGCAGGUAGUCCCUACUAUCUCUGCCGACCACCUGAUGGUAGUGUCCUCACAAACAUAUUCAGGAUAAUGAGAGAAGCUUUUCGCAACAGACGAGAAUAUCUGAAACUACAGCAGAGUGUUAAAAACUCAGACAGCUCUUACCCAGAUGCUGAUAAAGCUCACGUACCUGAGAGAAAAAUAAAAUUCCUGGAUUACGCCAAACGUCGUUAUGGGGGCGUGUUCCACAACUCUCUAGUUGAUGAUGUCAGGAAGUUGGGAAUGAUCCUGGCAGUUUUUGCUGUGAUGGUGCCCUACUGGCUUGUGUAUUUUCAGAUGCAGACAACAUUCAUGUUUCAAGGACUCAACAUGAGACUGUUCUUUGGAGGUGGGCCAGUGAAUCAGUCAGCAGCAGACAACAGCACUGACCAGGUUAACCAUCCACAAUUGGCUGUGGCGUGGUUUUCUCUGUGCGAUGCUGUUUUUGUAAUCAUUCUUCUGCCAUUAUUUGACCGGAUAAUUUAUCCACGGAUGUCCAGAGCUGGCUACCAUUUCACAUUUGCCAAGCGGAUGGUUCUGGGGAUGUUGUUUGCUGCGGCCGCCAUGGUGGCUGCAGGAAUUGUGGAACAGUUCCGGUGGAAGGCCCUGCAUCCGGACAAAAAUGAAACUUGCUAUCAGAAAUACAUUCCUCAACAAAUAGGAAACACCCUGUACCAUGCAGCAGACAUGACAGUUCUGUGGCAGAUCCCUCAGUAUACCCUGAUUGGAUUCAGUGAAGUCUUUGCUAGUGUUGCAUGUCUGCAGUUUGCUGUCAUGGUGGCCCCCAAGUCCAUGAAAGCAGCAGUUACUGGCUUAUACUACUUCUUCUGUGGAUUUGGCAGCUUUUUGGGCUUUUCCUUGGUUGCCAUACUCUCCAAGCUAGGACUGUGGUUCCCAAAUGGAAAGAACAGCAACAUGAAUUGUUGGAAACCAUGCGACCAGACCUUAAACGGUACACAAACUGGCAGCUCUCCACAUGAGUGCCACUUUGACUAUUAUUUUUAUUUCCUGGCAGGAUUUGAAGGUCUCGGUUUAAUAUUGUUUUUCAUUGUGACCAGGAUUUACAAUUUGAAUAUUGAUGAGUUGACAUUCCAAGCCAAGUUGGAAAAUGAGAGAAGGAUUCAAGCAGAUUCCAGCAAGCGUGUGGAGCGUCCGUAA